Messenger RNA from Tympanuchus pallidicinctus (lesser prairie-chicken), 2054 nucleotides. It is a transcript of the gene SLC18A2, whose product is annotated as solute carrier family 18 member A2. The transcript has 15 exons. Bases 86 to 1639 code for a protein of 517 amino acids. Gene Ontology annotation, cellular component: synaptic vesicle membrane; terminal bouton. The record is from RefSeq and is a predicted model, not a curated record. NCBI's taxonomy places the organism in Eukaryota, Metazoa, Chordata, Aves, Galliformes, Phasianidae. Gene Ontology annotation, biological process: xenobiotic transport; transmembrane transport; aminergic neurotransmitter loading into synaptic vesicle. Gene Ontology annotation, molecular function: serotonin:sodium:chloride symporter activity; xenobiotic transmembrane transporter activity.
CUCUCCGCUCCCUGCAGCGUUCGGGACGUCUCGGGGCGGGCAGUGGCUCUGCCCGCAGCCCCCCGCACCCGCCGUGCCCCGCAGCAUGGCGUGGGGCGAGCUCAGCCUGCGCUGGCUGCGGGAGGGCCGGCAGUCCAGAAAGCUCAUCCUCCUCAUCGUCUUCAUCGCCCUGCUGCUGGACAACAUGCUGCUCACCGUGGUCGUGCCAAUAAUUCCCAGUUACCUUUACAGCAUCAAACAUGAGAAAAAUGCAACAGAAAUCCAGACUCCUAAGCCUAACGUCAUUGCAACGACAGCGGACAGUUUUCAGAGCAUCUUCUCCUACUAUGACCACUCGAUGGUGCUGACUGGAAAUGAGUCUGAUAAGGCAGCACCCGGAGAGCUGCAGCACACUCAGACAGCACCGAUGAUGGUAAACGCGACCGCUGCGCCUCCGGACUGCCCGAAGGAAGAUAAGGACCUGCUGAAUGAGAACGUUCAAGUCGGGUUAUUGUUUGCUUCCAAAGCCACGGUGCAGCUGAUCACCAACCCCUUCAUAGGGCCGCUGACAAACAGAAUAGGCUACCAGAUUCCCUUGUUUGCUGGCUUCUGCAUCAUGUUUGUGUCAACAAUCAUGUUUGCCUUCUCAGGAAGCUACACAUUGCUGUUCAUUGCAAGGUCCCUUCAAGGGGUGGGUUCCUCUUGUUCUUCAGUGGCAGGGAUGGGUAUGCUUGCCAGUGUAUACACAGACGACGAAGAGAGAGGCAACGCGAUGGGAAUUGCACUGGGAGGCCUUGCUAUGGGAGUAUUAGUGGGCCCACCCUUUGGGAGCAUCAUGUAUGAGUUUGUGGGGAAGAGCUCUCCGUUCCUCGUGCUGGCAGCUCUGGCUCUGUUUGAUGGAGCUGUUCAAUUAUUUGUUCUGCAGCCGUCCAGAGCACAGGCAGAAAGUCAGAAGGGGACACCAUUACUGACACUUAUGAAGGACCCGUAUAUCAUCAUUGCAGCAGGAUCGAUCUGCUUUGCAAACAUGGCUAUUGCAAUGCUUGAACCAGCACUACCCAUCUGGAUGAUGGAGACCAUGUGUUCCAAAAAAUGGCAACUCGGCGUUGCGUUUCUUCCAGCCAGUAUCUCUUAUCUUAUCGGGACUAAUCUUUUUGGGAUACUUGCGCACAAAAUGGGAAGGUGGCUCUGUGCUUUACUAGGAAUGCUCAUUGUGGGAAUAAGCAUCUUGUGUGUACCAUUUGCUAAGAACAUCUAUGGGCUCAUAGCACCCAAUUUCGGAGUUGGAUUUGCCAUUGGAAUGGUGGACUCCUCCAUGAUGCCCAUCAUGGGUUACCUCGUGGAUCUGCGCCAUGUGUCGGUCUAUGGCAGUGUCUAUGCCAUAGCUGAUGUUGCCUUUUGCAUGGGCUUUGCAAUAGGUCCCUCUGCUGGCGGUGCCAUCGCAAAGGCAAUUGGAUUUCCAUGGCUCAUGACAAUUAUAGGGAUUGUGGAUAUUCUCUUUGCUCCUCUGUGCUUUUUCCUUCGAAGUCCACCUGCCAAAGAAGAGAAAAUGGCUAUACUCAUGGAUCACAACUGCCCUGUUAAAACAAAAAUGUAUACUCAGAACAACAUCCAGUCCUAUCCCAUAGGUGAUGAAGAAGAGUAUGAAAGUGAUGAGUAACGUUAAAAGCCAUAUAAUACAUUUUGGUGUACAAAAUGCAGUGUGAAACAUCUCAUCCAGAAGUAUGUUUUAGUUGUACUGUGGAGUUAAUAGUGGAAUGGUCAAAAACCAAAGGUAUAUUAUUCAUCUCCCAUGGAUAUAAAGUCAACUGCUAACUGCCUUAUAAAGAGGGAAAAAAAACAAAGCUUUUAUAGAGAAUUUGUAUAGUGUUUUCCUCUGUGUAUUUAAUUUCAUUGAAUAUUACACAGCAUAUUUUUGAUUAAAUGUGUAGUAUAAAUCUGUAUAAACAUGUGAAUUGACACUGUUUGCUUCAUAAAGCCAUCGCGUUACUUCAUGUUCUGUUUAGACUCGUAAGAGUGAACUCAGCUCUUGCCAAUAACUUCUCUAACUUACUCAGCAGAUUCUGGAGCUAAGA